Emiliania huxleyi CCMP1516 is the source of this 498-nucleotide messenger RNA. RefSeq lists its product as hypothetical. The record is from RefSeq and is a predicted model, not a curated record. Gene Ontology annotation, biological process: ribosomal small subunit biogenesis; ribosomal small subunit export from nucleus. The transcript is spliced from 2 exons. Gene Ontology annotation, cellular component: preribosome, small subunit precursor; nucleus; cytosol. The annotation marks the transcript as partial. NCBI's taxonomy places the organism in Eukaryota, Haptophyta, Isochrysidales, Noelaerhabdaceae.
AUGGGCAAGAAGAAGGCCUUCAUCGAGGACCGCGCCUCCGCGGCGCACUUCCACCUCGUCCACCGCUCGCAGCGCGACCCGCUCGCGGCGACCGCUUCUCAGCACGUGCUCACGCCCGCAGAGAUCUCUGCCAACCUGGGCCGCGCGACGAGCGAGCGUGCGUCGCAGUCGACGCGCGCGUGGGCCGCCGAGCAAGACCUCGAGGGCUUUGACAUCGCCGCGCACGACGCGGGAGCCCCCUCCAGCUCAAAGGACAGCGCGGACGGCGGCGCCGCAGCAGGCGGCGCUCGGGCGCUGUCGGCGGCGCAGCAGCGGGAGCUGCUCGAGUACGGUCUCAACCCGGCGGACAACUACGACUACCUUCGCCACCUCGCUCCGAUGGGAGGGGGCACCUUCGUCCCCGCCGACCAGCCAGCGCCAAAGUCGGAGGCGGGCUUCUCGACGCUCUCGCGGCUGUCGCGCACGACGCGUGCGUCGCGCGCGUCGGUGGCGGCCGAG